AUGGAGUAUCGAAACGACGGGCUCGGGGGUGUAGAGGUGGAGGAGCAGCUGCUGCAAUUUCAGCAGGCAGUAGAGGACCUGAGAGAGGCCGUACGUCAGCUGGCGGCGGGUCCCUUGAUAAACAGUCAGGAUCGCCAAAAGCACAUAUACCAAAUAAACAGACUUAAGCAAGAGGCGACUGUUUGCAUGCGUUCCUUGGCGUUGGAGUUGCGAUGCUCAUCGUCCUUGUUGAGUCCUGAGGCGAUCUCGCGACUGGUGCGGCGGCAGCAGCUGCUCCAGCAACAAUUCAAAGAAGUAUCCGCAGAAUGCGAAGAGCAGCUGCUUUGUGUCAGCAAAGACGAACUGUUGCAGCGUUAUACAAAGACGCAUGAACAACCACAGGAAGAAGCGACGGAAGCGUGCUCGCAACAGCAACGGCAACAACUGAUUACGUUGGGCGACGAAAUCCAGGAUCAAACAGAGCUGAGUUUGGCGCGGACGCAGCAGCAGGCGGCGGAGACCGAGGAAAUCGGGGGGGCGAUUCUGCAGCGGUUGCAACAGCAGAAUGACCAGCUCGACGGCGUGAAGGAAGGCCUGGACAAUGUUGAGAUGAAUAUCGGUCGCACGAAGAAGACAGCCCACGCCAUUGCUAAGAACGCCGCUCACGACCGCUGUGAGAGCCCCAUCCCCGAUUUGCACGAGAAGGCACAUGGAGCCCAGGGAGGCGGCGCUGCGCUGGAGCUCAUCUGCGCUGCGAGCGUUGGUUGCGGCUUGAUCAAGUCUGAUUUGUAA
Molecule: messenger RNA, 771 nt
Organism: Eimeria acervulina
Lineage: Eukaryota; Apicomplexa; Conoidasida; Eucoccidiorida; Eimeriidae
Product: vesicle transport v-SNARE domain-containing protein, putative
Exons: 4
Coding region: 1-771 (256 amino acids)
Biological process (GO): vesicle fusion
Cellular component (GO): ER to Golgi transport vesicle membrane; SNARE complex; Golgi apparatus
Molecular function (GO): SNARE binding; SNAP receptor activity
Source: RefSeq, a predicted model, not a curated record